Molecule: messenger RNA, 546 nt
Organism: Dreissena polymorpha
Lineage: Eukaryota; Metazoa; Mollusca; Bivalvia; Myida; Dreissenidae
Exons: 2
Coding region: 23-469 (148 amino acids)
Source: RefSeq, a predicted model, not a curated record
UUCCACACCAGAAACUGAGGAAAUGUCAGAUAACCGUUCACCAGACUUGAGUUUCGAGAACGAGGCAGAUGGUUUGUUGGUUGAAAGCAGUGCAUCACUACUAGACGUAUCUCUAAGACUCCAUGACUAUGGAAGGUUUACACCAGUACCCGCCAUAAUCCGUCAUCAGUGUGAACAAGUGCAACCGGAGCUGAUUUCUGUGGUUACUCAAACCGACGAUACGAGAGUUCCCAGAAGUAUAUCAACCCAGACUUCUACUGAAACGUCGACAGUUGGGAUACAAGUGGAUCGGCCUAGCUUCACCUUUGAGGAUAUAAGGGAUGAUGACGAUAAGGUGUUGUUCUACACUGGUAUCCCAACUGCUGGAACUUUUGAGUGUUUAUUUGAUGAGGUCAGUGUUGGAAUGAAAGCAGGGUUAGCACGAAAAACCUGUCCCCGGAAAAUAAAGUGUGUUUAUAAACUGAAAUAGUCAUGCUAAUAUAAACUGGAAAAGUGGCUCCUUAAAACUAGUACAAAUUAAGUUUGAUAAGAAGCUGAACAAGUGAA